Protobothrops mucrosquamatus (brown spotted pit viper) is the source of this 2477-nucleotide messenger RNA. RefSeq names its product calcium voltage-gated channel auxiliary subunit beta 1 (gene CACNB1). Gene Ontology annotation, cellular component: voltage-gated calcium channel complex. The transcript is spliced from 14 exons. Gene Ontology annotation, molecular function: protein binding; high voltage-gated calcium channel activity. The record is from RefSeq and is a predicted model, not a curated record. Bases 1 to 1953 code for a protein of 650 amino acids. Gene Ontology annotation, biological process: regulation of voltage-gated calcium channel activity; neuromuscular junction development; calcium ion transmembrane transport. NCBI's taxonomy places the organism in Eukaryota, Metazoa, Chordata, Lepidosauria, Squamata, Viperidae.
AUGGCAAUUGCAACCCUUACAACAAAGUUCCACCCUUUAUAUGUGUUGCAUAUAAGGGGGAAGUAUAGCAAAAGGAAGAACCGCUUCAAACGCUCUGAUGGCAGUACCUCUUCUGACACAACAUCGAACAGCUUUGUCAGGCAGGGUUCUGCUGAGUCCUAUACCAGUCGCCCAUCUGACUCUGAUGUGUCCCUGGAGGAAGACCGUGAAGCCCUGCGCAAAGAAGCAGAGCGCCAAGCGUUGGCACAGCUGGAGAAAGCCAAGACCAAGCCAGUAGCAUUUGCUGUGAGGACAAAUGUGGGCUAUAAUCCUUCUCCCAAUGAUGAUGUGCCAGUCCAAGGCAUGUCUAUUUGCUUUGAACCCAAAGACUUCCUUCAUAUCAAAGAGAAAUAUAACAAUGAUUGGUGGAUUGGACGUCUGGUUAAAGAAGGUUGUGAAGUGGGCUUCAUCCCAAGCCCGGUCAAACUGGAGAAUAUGAGGAUGCAACAGGAAAUAAAGAUGAGACAACAUCGGCUUAGCUCAAGUAAAUCAGGAGACAAUUCCACUUCCAGCCUGGGAGAUGUGGUGACAGGUCCCCGGAGACCCACCCCACCUGCUAGUGGUACCUUGGAACUGACUAACUUAGCUUAUGACCCAGAUGCCCUUGAUUUAGAGGAGGAGGAAGAGGCAGGAGCCGACGAGAGCCAGCGCACCCCUAAAACUAGCGUUAGCAGUGUCACCACACCUCCCUCUACCACCAAGCGCAUCCCCUUCUUUAAGAAGACAGAGCAUGUGCCACCAUAUGAUGUGGUUCCCUCUAUGAGACCGAUCAUCCUUGUGGGCCCAUCUUUGAAAGGAUAUGAGGUGACAGACAUGAUGCAGAAAGCCUUAUUUGAUUUCUUGAAACGCCGAUUUGAUGGCAGAAUAUCCAUCACACGUGUGACAGCUGAUAUCUCUCUUGCUAAGCGCUCAGUUCUCAACAAUCCUAGCAAACACACCAUCAUUGAGCGCUCCAGUACCCGUUCCAGUCUGGCUGAAGUCCAGAGUGAGAUAGAACGCAUCUUUGAAUUGGCUCGAACAUUACAAUUGGUUGCCUUGGAUGCAGACACCAUUAAUCAUCCAGCUCAACUCUCCAAGACUUCAUUAGCACCUAUUAUUGUCUACAUCAAGAUAUCUUCCCCAAAGGUGCUGCAAAGGUUGGUGAAAUCUAGAGGUAAAUCCCAGGCCAAGCACUUGAAUGUUCAAAUGGUGGCAUCAGACAAGUUGGCACAAUGUCCCCCAGAAAUGUUUGACAUCAUUCUGGAUGAAAACCAGUUGGAAGAUGCUUGUGAACACCUGGCUGAGUACCUGGAAGCCUACUGGAAGGCCACGCAUCCUCCUAGCAGCAAUCCACCCAAUCCACUGCUAACCCGCACCAUGGCAACUGCUGCCCUGGCUGCGAGCCCUGCCCCGGUCUCCAACCUCCAGGGACCCUAUUUGGUGCAUGGGGAGGAGCCUCAUGACCCCGAGCAUCCUGGCCUCCACAGCUACACAGGGCAGCCAGUGGGGCAUGGCCAGAUCCGUUCAAUGGUGCCUCCUUCUCACUUGGCUGCCCGUGGCCUUUCCCGACAAGACACCUUUGAUUCAGAGAUGCUGGGCAGUCGUGAUUCUGCUUACACAGAUCCAGCGGAUUCCUGCAUGGACAUUGAAACUGACCCGUAUGAGGAGCUGGAUCCUCCUUGCCUGAGUCACCGCCAGGGCGCCUGGCAGGCUGAAGAACCUGAGUCUCAUCACUUCCAGGGCCACGGUCAUCGUCCCCUCCAGUGCCAAGGCUCCCCAGACGCUGAGGAGCCUGACCGACAAAACCAUAACCGGUCUCUGCGUGGGCGGAGCAAAGGGCGGGAACACUACUGCCAGGAAGAGGAGGAGGUGGAAGCUCUAGGUCAUAACCAUAACAAUGUGGAGGACUGGGGGCGUGAUGUUUAUAUCCGUUAAGGCCUCAAGGGCAGGUUUUUAUUUGUCUAGAAAGAAGCUUGUUCCCACUCAGACCUUUGGGGGAUGACAGCUGAGAGCCACUGAGGGCAGAGGCUGUCCCUAAAAGAUUGGCCUUCAGCCCCACAGGUAGAGCUUGAUGGCUGUAGUAUUUGCACCCCCAAAGCCACAUCAUCAUUGACCAGCCUGUAACUCAAUGCCCCUCCUUGUCUGGGGACUCCCUCCAUUCCCGUUUUGCCAUUUGUGCCAACAACUUCUUUAACAUCCUCACCCUGCCAGCAGCACUGCCUGGGCUUUCCCACAAGAUCAUGAAGAAUCACAUUGACCUUAAAUUUUUCUUUACACUUCAGGGCUGGAAGGGUGGAGACAGAGUCCCUGAGGACAGGGAGAGGGAGAGAAUUGGUCUCCGCCGGUGCCUCAAAUUAUCCAAAUGCUUGGGGGAUGGCAGGGGUGGACAGUGACCAUACACUGGCUCUUCUAAAGUCCUUCUUGCCUGUCCCCAGCCAGAGCCAAACCGCUUCUGGAGG